CGACGUCUGACGUUUCACAGCAGAACCCAGGAAGUGUGCGGCUAGCUGUUUUCGCGAAACAGCACUUUGUUUUCGUCCCGAUUGAAUUGUGAGCCGUCUUCUUUUUUUUACACUAACGUUUCACGGGGCCGAAAUGGCGACGUUUAUCUCCGUGCCGUUGAAGAAGUCUUCUGAAGUUGACCUGGUCAAACCGCUGUCGAAAUUCGUCACGAUGAAUUACCCAGCUGGCGAGGAACAAACGGAGUACAUUCGGGCUUUGGAGGAGUUGAACAAGCUCCGCAAGAACGCACUCGGGAGGCCGCUCGACAAACACGACAGCUCCCUGGAGAUCCUGCUGAGGUACUUCGACCAGCUGUCUGCUGUAGAACCCAAGUUCCCCUUCUCUGAAAACCAGCUCUGCUUAACGUUCACAUGGAAAGAUGCCUUCGAUAGAGGCUCUCUGUUUGGAGGAUCUGUCAAGCUUGCCCUCGCCAGUCUGGGCUACGAGAAAACCUGUGUGUUGUUCAAUGCUGCUGCGCUCGCCAGUCAGAUCGCAUCCGAACAGAACCUAGACAGUGACGAAGGCCUGAGGGCUGCUGCUAAAUACUACCAGCUGGCCAGCGGGGCGCUCCUCCACAUCAAGGACACAGUGCUGUCGGCGCUCAACAGGGAGCCCACCAUGGACAUCUCCCCGGAGACCGUUGGGGCCUUGCACCACAUCAUGCUGGCCCAGGCCCAAGAGGUCUUCUUCCUCAAAGCCACCUCUGAUAAAAUGAAAGACGCCAUCAUUGCAAAACUGGCCAAUCAGGCGGCUGAUUUCUACGGCGACGCCUUCAAACAAUGCCAGUACAAGGAGAACCUUCCGAAGUAUUUUUACUUUCAGGAAGUGUUGCCGGUGCUGGCAGCCAAGCACUGCAUCAUGCAGGCCAACGCAGAGCUGCACCAGAGCAUCCUGGCCAAGCAGAACAAGCACUUUGGGGAGGAGAUCGCUCGUCUGCAGCACGCCGCGGAGCUGGUGAAGACGGUGGCGUCGCGCUACGACGAGUACGUCAGCGUCAAGGACCUGAGCGACAAGAUCAACCGGGCACUGGCCAACGCCAAGAAGGACAACGACUUCAUCUACCACGACCGCGUGCCCGAGGUCAAGGACCUUGCCAACAUCGGCAAGGCCGCGCUGGCCAAGGCCACCGCCAUCUCACCCCCCCUCAGCCAGAAGUUCACCGACCUGUUUGAGAAGAUGGUCCCGAUGGCCGUGCAGCAGGCCAUGGGCGUGUACAACCAGAGGAAGGCUGAGACCGUCAACAGGCUAGUGGGCACCAUGCGGGAGGCCACCAACCUCUGCAAUGGCGUGUUGGCCUCCCUCAACCUGCCUGCCGCCCUGGAGGACCUGUCAGGGGACACUAUCCCACAAUCCAUCGCAGAGAAGUCCAGGGCUGUGGUGAGCAAGGGGGGUCUGCAGAGCAUCGAGCAGCUGAUCCGAGACCUGCCCGACCUCAUGACCCGCAACAGAGAGAUCCUGGAUGAGUCUCUCAAGAUGCUGGAUGAUGAGGAGACGACAGACAACGAGCUGAGGUCAAAGUUCAACCAACGCUGGAACAGAACUCCUUCUGGAGACCUUUACAAGCCCCUCCGUACAGAGGGCGCUAACUUCCGCAGCAAGCUGGACGUGGCCACGCACGCGGACGGGGUGGUGCGGGAGCGCUUCAACACCAACUGUGACAUGAUCACACUGCUCUGCAAGUCGGAGGGCGAGCUCAACGCCGCCAUCCCCUCGGCCAACCCCGCCAAGACCCUGCAGGGCAGCGAGGUGGUGAACGUGCUGCGCUCCCUGCUGACCCAGCUGGACGAGGUGAAGAGGGAGAGGGAGGGCCUGGAGGGGGAGAUCAAGGCGGCCACCUUCGACAUGACCGCCAACUUCCUGGCGGCCAUGGAGCAGGACAGAUCCAUCAACGAGGAGGCGCUGUCCCUGUCCCAGCUGGACCAGCAAUACGGCCAGUACAACCAGAAGGUCCAGGCCACCCUGCGCACGCAGGAGGAGCUGCUGGGGAAAGUGCAGACAGCGCACCAGGAGUUCAGCGGCCUGAAGCAGUCCAACUCAGAGGCCAACAGCCGGGAGGAGGUGCUGAAGAAGCUGGCCUCCGCCCACGACAGCUACGUUGAGAUCACCAACAACCUGAGCGAAGGCACCAAGUUCUACAACAGCCUGACGGAGAUCCUGCUCAAGUUCCAGAACAAGUGCAGUGACAUCGUCUUCGCCCGCAAGACGGAGCGCGACGAGCUGCUCAAGGAGCUGCAGCAGAGCAUCGCGCGAGAGCCCAGCGCGCCCUCCUUCAACGCCCCCGCCUACCAGAGCAACCUGGCCGCCAGCGCCGCCGCCCCGGGCCCCGGGGCGGCCAACCCCACCCCCGCGCCCAGGACCGUCUUUGUGAGUGGCCAGCAGGCCCAGCAGCAGACGCCCCAGCAGCCCCAGCCGACCCAGGCCAAGGUCCAGCAGCCCCCGGCCAGACCCCCUCCUCCCAGCUUCACCCCCCAGGGGCCCACCUUCAACACCGGCCCCGUGCCCCCCGCCGCUGCCGCGCCGCCAGGGGGCAACCCUCCGCCCAUGGCCCCACCCGGCCAGGCCCAGGGCCCGCCCUACCCCUCCUACCAGGGAUACCCGGGGUACUACCAGAUGCCCAUGAACUACAACCCCUACCCCAUGGGCUACAGCAUGCCCUACAUGCCCUACCAGGCCCAGCCAGGACAGCCGGGCUACCCCGGGGCCCCGCCCGCCGGACAGCCCUACCCAGGAUACCCCCAGCAGCCCCCCCAGCAACAGCCCUACUACCCACAGCAAUAACUACCCCCCCCUCCCCCCACUGGCCUCGCCCCACUCCUACGCCUCCCCCUCUACAUCACACUCAGACCUGCUCUGCCCCACCCAAAGUUCCUCUACGCCCCGGUUUCUACUCUGCUCUUCCUGGAGACUAAAUAACCCCAGCAAUAACACCAACCCCCCCCCCCCCCCCCCCCCCCUGUAUAACCUUCCCCUCUCGUCUCCCAGCUCUCCCCCCUUCUCCCUCCGGGUUCGGUUGAAGCUGAUACAUUGAACCGUCUGAAGGAGGCUCCGAGCUGCUCUGCACUCCACCUGUCUCUUUAACAGCCUUUUAAUUCCCUUUGUGUAUUUUUUUGCACUACUUCCCCCACCCCAUCGCUCAGCCCCUCCGCCCCACGCACUAACUUCUCCCUCUCCCUCCUCGCCUUGUACCCUGUUGUUUGUUUUUGUCUUCGUUUUUUCACGGUUUUAUUAUUAUCUCUUUGGUUAAUAGUUUUGUUAAUUAUUUUUGUCUUAAUCAAUUGUUAGGGUGUUUUUCCUGUUUGAUCCUUGAGUGAAAGUACAAGGCCCUGGUCCUGCUGAAGGAAUCCUGGAGCCGUUGUUUCUCCUUUCGUAAUCUAUCUUCCUGUACACCCACGAAUGUGGGUGUACAGGAAGAUAGAUUAUGAUAGGAGAAACGACGGCUCCAGGAUUCCCCGCUCUCUUCUCUUCUGGGCUCUGGACUACUGUGUGGCUUAUAGAACACGCUGCAAAGGAUUGUGGGAUAGUGCUCUUCAGCUUCCGGGACAGGUGGUGGAGGGCUUCUGGUGAAGUCCAGGGUUAGAGAUAGGCGGUUCCACAUCAUCACUCCCCUGUUAUGUUUACCAGCCCGGGAGCGCUUCUCUGUCAACUAUAGGCCUAUUUUUAUAAUAAUGAUACAUGGGCAAUGUAUAAACCAUAGGAGAGGAAAAAAAAUAAAGCGGCCUGCAGGUUUUCUAAUGUUGAUGAGUGUUCUCUCUCUCUCUGUCCAUAUCUGUGUCUCUCUUUCAAUCACCCAGGGAACGUUGGUAUAAUUUGAUGUUCUACAAUCAGAGGCUGUAUAUGGCUGUAGAACAAGUGGGAGAAAUUGUCCUAUGAUAUAAAUAUAUAUAAAUAUAUAUAAAUAUACGACUACGUGGUUAGCAAAUAUUCUCUGUACUACACUCAUGCUUAUGUGUAAUUUUUCCUCUAAGUUCUAAUAUGAUUAAACUAAUCUGCUGCAUA
Gadus morhua (Atlantic cod) is the source of this 4036-nucleotide messenger RNA. It is a transcript of the gene pdcd6ip, whose product is annotated as programmed cell death 6 interacting protein. Gene Ontology annotation, cellular component: endosome. Gene Ontology annotation, molecular function: protein binding. The transcript is spliced from 18 exons. Gene Ontology annotation, biological process: mitotic cytokinesis. The record is from RefSeq and is a predicted model, not a curated record. NCBI's taxonomy places the organism in Eukaryota, Metazoa, Chordata, Actinopteri, Gadiformes, Gadidae. Bases 134 to 2818 code for a protein of 894 amino acids.